Molecule: messenger RNA, 2840 nt
Organism: Synchiropus splendidus (mandarinfish)
Lineage: Eukaryota; Metazoa; Chordata; Actinopteri; Syngnathiformes; Callionymidae
Gene: atg13
Product: ATG13 autophagy related 13 homolog (S. cerevisiae)
Exons: 18
Coding region: 564-2174 (536 amino acids)
Biological process (GO): mitophagy; autophagosome assembly; piecemeal microautophagy of the nucleus
Cellular component (GO): cytosol; Atg1/ULK1 kinase complex; extrinsic component of membrane
Source: RefSeq, a predicted model, not a curated record
UGACUAUACAAAUGAUAAUCUGCGAUUAAACGGAACUCUACGAUCAAAAAAAACAAAGUACGAGUUAGGUCGAAGUAUGAAAUCAGACCUCGAAAGAUUUCACGUCACCGAACAGCAACACGGAACGUGAGACAAACGUUUAAUAACAACGUGUAACGCGUAGCUCCAACCAGUCGCCAAGCCAAAACAAAACCAAGUAAACGCAACCUCGAUCACAGCAGAGCAGAUUCAAGUUAAUUUUAAUUUUGGAUGAAACAGCAAGCGAAUAAAAUAGGCUAAUGUAGAAUUCACACAAGUCAACUCAUUUUUUUCCGAUCAUGCGACGUUUUCAAUAUGUCAUCUUUUAUAACAAGAAUCUUGAUUAACGAAAGUGCCAGUGAGGAAGUGAAGACAUACAAACACGUCGACAUGGAGGAAAAAUAAACAGAACGUUGAAGCUUGUCCUCAUUUUCGGUUUGGCUCAUACAUGAAUUUUAAACCUGCAGGUGACCGCCAGAUAUAUUUUGUCGCUACAGCUUUUGCCGAAUCAGAUCUGUGACGGAAAUUCGCAUGGUUGUGGCAACAUGGACAGCGACCUGAGUCCACAGGAUAAGAGAGACCUGGACAAGUUUAUCAAGUUUUUUGCCUUAAAGACUGUCCAGGUGAUAGUUCAAGCUCGUCUUGGGGAAAAGAUUUUCACACGCUCCUCCUCAUCACCAACCGGCUCAGACUGGUUUAAUUUGGCAAUCAAAGACAUCCCAGAGGUGAGCCAUGAAGCGAAGAAGGCAUUGGCAGGUCAGCUGCCAAGCAUUGGCCGCUCCAUGUGUGUGGAGAUUUCAUUGAAGACUUCAGAGGGUGAUUCCAUGGAGCUGGAAACUUGGUGUUUGGAGAUGAAUGAAAAGUGUGACAAGGACAUUAAAGUGUCAUACACAGUCUACAACCGUCUGUCGGUCCUCCUCAAGUCUCUGCUGGCCAUCACCAGAGUCACACCGGCCUACAAGCUGUCCAGGAAGCAGGGCCAUGACUAUGUCAUACUGUACAGAAUCUACUUUGGAGAAGUUCAGCUCAGUGGACUUGGAGAAGGAUUUCAGUCGGUGCGAGUGGGAGUGGUCGGGACACCUGUCGGGACUGUCACGCUGUCAUGUGCUUACCGCACCAACUUGGCUUUAAUGUCCAGCAGGCAGUUUGAACCAUCGGCUCCAAUCAUGGGAAUCAUUCUGGACCACUUUGUGGACCCCCCCGGCGCCCAGAGACCCGUCAACAUGGGGCAGCCGUGCAACUAUAGAGCACCUGACGAUGACGAUGGACUGUUGGUUGGAGUCCAGGAUUCUCAGGAGGUCUGCACCACCUCCUUCUCCACCUCUCCUCCCUCCCAGUGUGUUUGUACUCUGAGUCCUUCUCCCUCUAAACUGUCCAAGCCCCUCCCACUGGACAGUCUGCAGUUCCAACUGGCUCCUGGUUCUCACACCCUGUACAGCUCCAGGUUGUCUUACCAGACUCCACCACAAGUGGGAGCUGCUGAGCUCUGCCAUGCUGCUGUCAAUGCAAACCAGGCGCAUCCUGGGAAGGAAGGGGGAGCUGUGUUGCUUCAAGCUCAGCCUACUCAUGCAGCCGACGCCCAACUGACAGCCGACAACGUUCCCCACACACCUGGCAGCAGCGGUGAAGACGAUGAACUGACCCGGAGUGGAGACACGAAAAGAGGUGAUAUAAGACGUAGCGUUUCUCCCUCGGACCCUAUCGAGACCCUCAGCACCCUCACCAGGAAGGUUGGCGCCUUGGUCAACAAACCAAAUCAACAGGUGAUGGCAAGUCUCGAUUUGCCAUUUGCUGCUUUAGCCCCGCGGGGAUUGGAAUCUGAAGUGAAUGAUCCAAUGGUACAGCCCCCAGAGUCCCCCCCUUGCUCCUCCCCUCUGCAAACCAGCCUCCACUCACAGUGCUCGGAAGAAGGAUCCGGCCAACAAGAUGACUUUGUCAUGGUCGACAUGCGACCAGCCUUCUCCAAAGAUGACUUGCUGCCGAUGGAUUUGGGGACGUUCUACAGGGAGUUCCAAAACCCUCCUCAGCUGGCGAGUCUGUCAUUGCAUAUAAGCUCCCAAUCAAUGGCUGAGGACCUGGACUCGCUACCAGAGAAGUUGGCGGUGUACGAGAAGAACAUUGACGAGUUUGACGCCUUCGUGGACAUGCUACAGUAGCUUGGAGUCAGGAGUGAAAACCUGCACCAAGUCGAUGACAUUUGAUGUGCAACUUGUACAAACACAAUGUAAAUACACGACCACAUUUAAGCCCCGUGCUUUAAUGGCGUUGAGCCAAAACCAAAUUUAGUCCGUUUCACGUGAGCCCAGUCAGCGCUACUGGUCAAAAACUACACCCGUUUCUCAUGACAUCAACUAGAGAAAUAGCAGUUGAAUGACAAACCCAAGUCUCAAAAACACAACACAGACAUACUAGUCAUUGCUGUCCGCGCCUCCAGGUUAAUGUGAAAAGCACCUCACGUUUCCAGCAGGUCUGGGAUUUUGGGUGAAUAUAUGAACACUAUUGAUGCUAGAAAUGUUAGACGUGUUGCACAAAGACCUCAUUUGGAAAUGUGGAAUAGGAAACGGGUUGGGAGGAAAUAAAACAGUUCUCAAUGAUGUGCAUCAUCUUUCAUCGGAACUUGGUGAACAUUUGUGAGCUUGUAAAUAAGAUGUAAAAUUCACACAGGCCAGGCUGUGGAAACCCUCCGCACAAUGAGAGCGACCUGAAGGACAUCAGACUCAACUGCUCUGCCAAUCGGCUCAUUUGUGUUCCUCUCUCAUCAGGUUCAAAGCUUUGUCUGCAGAUGAUAUCCUAAUAAAAGCAUGGGUUUUCAAGACUGCUGA